Cloeon dipterum is the source of this 934-nucleotide messenger RNA. RefSeq names its product trypsin-7-like. The transcript is spliced from 4 exons. Gene Ontology annotation, biological process: proteolysis. The record is from RefSeq and is a predicted model, not a curated record. Lineage: Eukaryota; Metazoa; Arthropoda; Insecta; Ephemeroptera; Baetidae. Bases 79 to 837 code for a protein of 252 amino acids. Gene Ontology annotation, molecular function: serine-type endopeptidase activity.
CAAAGAGAGGGUCCUUACGAUUGAUUCGUAUAAAAAUCAGUGAUUGGUGCUGUAAACUCAAACUGCCUGAUUGUCAGCAUGCUGUUAAAAACGGUCCUAGUUUUGGCUGGCUGCGCCGCUCUCGCCUCUGGUUCCCCAAAACCGUUGCAGCAAGGGUUGAGCAGCAGGAUUGUUGGUGGAACACCGGCCGUGAAGGGCGAAUUCCCAUGGCAUGUCUCAAUCCAGUUGUCUUCAGAUGCUCAAAACUGGGUACAUGUUUGCGAUGGUGCAAUUGUCUCGAAUGAAUUCAUCCUCACAGAUAUCAACUGUCGAGUAAGGCCAGAUGAUUUUGGUCGUGUGGUCGCCGGCACUUUGAAUUGGACCGAUCCAGGCUCGAUCCACACCGUGGCCGAAAACAUCAUUGGUGAGCCUUUUUUUGCCCUUUUGAGGAUGGAUCCACCCUUUGAGUUCAACUCCGAUAUCGGACCCAUCCAGCUACCCACUUUGAACGAAGAAAGCGUGCCAGGAACAGCCAUGACAGUCUCAGGCAUGGGUGAAAUUGCGCCAUUUGAGCCAUCUCAAGAACUAGUUAAGCUGGACGUGAUAGUCGUGCCCAAGACCAAUUGCGAAAGCAUUUAUUAUUGGCAAAAUUUGACCAAUGUACUUUGCGUCGAAGAUGGCGACAAUGAGGCUAACAUGUGCACCGACAGAGCCUACGGUUGCCCUCUCGUUUUUGACGGCGAGCUACGUGGCCUCUUCGACUAUGAAUUAGGCGACGUUGGCCAAUGUGUAUAUCCCGCACUCUACAACGAGGUCUCCCCCUUCCGCAACUGGAUUCAAGAAGUUACUGGCGUCUAAAUCCCCAGUCGCACCAGACACAAUAUAUAAGUGAAUUACAUUUCAUGAGAAAGAUUGUUAAACCAAAAUAAAUUGCAUUUUGUAAUUUCAAUGCAAG